CCCAGGGCAGGGAGAGCUGUGCCCAGAGCAGGGAGAGCUGUCCCCAGGGCAGUGUGAGCUGUCCCCAGGGCAGUGUGAGCUGGGGCCAUGGCUGGGUUCCUGGACAAUUUCCGCUGGCCCGAGUGCGAGUGCAUCGACUGGAGCGAGCGCCGCAACGCCGUCGCCUCCAUCGUGGCCGGGGUGCUGUUUUUCACAGGCUGGUGGAUCAUGAUCGACGCUGCCGUGGUUUACCCGCGGCCGGAGCAGCUCAACCACGCCUUCCACACCUGCGGGGUCUUCUCCACGCUGGCCUUCUUCAUGAUAAAUGCUGUAUCAAAUGCACAGGUGAGAGGAGACAGCUACAGUGAUGGAUGCUUAGGCAGAACAGGGGCUCGGAUCUGGCUCUUCAUUGGCUUCAUGCUGAUGUUUGGAUCUCUCAUUGCUUCCAUGUGGAUUCUCUUUGGAGCAUAUGUUACACAGAACACUAAUGUGUACCCUGGAUUAGCAGUGUUUUUCCAGAAUGCACUAAUAUUUUUCAGCACUCUGAUCUACAAGUUUGGGAGGACAGAAGAGCUGUGGGGCUGAGCUCUCUGCUGGUCCCUGGUUGCCAUGUGGUUCUUGUGCUUAGAGAAUUGAGCCCUUUGUCCUUGGUUUGCUCCCCAGACUGGUGGAACUGAGACAAUUCCAGGCUCUGUCCAGGCUCUCCUCUCCCAGGACACACUUGUGGAUAUGUACAUAGGACAUUUCAAAGGGAAUGGCAGCUGCCAGCCUUUCCUGCUGCACUCUCCAGGCUUCCUCCUUCCAAUCCAUGGCUUCCCACCCAAGUGUCAUCUUCCAAACCUCCACAGUUAGUGAGCAAACAGGACAGAGCCCACCCCUGGAGCAGGGGUAAGGCUGAUUUUAAGAAUUUUAUAUUACUGUUCAGGUAAAUAUCAAGUAGCAUUUUUUUUUUUUUCUGGUAAAAGGUUAUGGGUUUUUAAGCAAGUCCCUACACUCAGCAGGUUGUGCAUGGCAAAGCAGAAUACUCCUGACUUGUGAUGGCUCUGCACAAAGGACAUUUGCUGGAAUUAAUUUCAUGCUGCUCAGUGUAAGAGAUACCAGUUGUAUUUAAUGUAUUUCCUGAUAUUAGAAUAAAAAAAAACUCCGACAAACUGA
Catharus ustulatus (Swainson's thrush) is the source of this 1134-nucleotide messenger RNA. RefSeq names its product transmembrane protein 50B (gene TMEM50B). The coding region runs from base 88 to 564 and encodes 158 amino acids. Gene Ontology annotation, biological process: late endosome to vacuole transport via multivesicular body sorting pathway; protein targeting to vacuole. The record is from RefSeq and is a predicted model, not a curated record. The transcript is spliced from 6 exons. Lineage: Eukaryota; Metazoa; Chordata; Aves; Passeriformes; Turdidae.